AGACUAUCUGAACUUCAUGGUCUUGCUGAAGGUUUGUGUUGCCUUGCUUUUUGCAAAUGGCAUCACAAUUAUAAUUAGUUACAACUGCACUGUUGUAAUUCAAUGAUUAUUUUAUUUAUUGAGCUUAGUUUUACAAGGAAGAAGAGCAAAUGUACAGGAAGGUUGUGAGUCAGCACUAGGAUGAUGAAUGACAAAAUGGAAUGAAAAUGAGAAGUUGAUAGAUGAAUCUCUGGAAUGAAGAACUUGGGAAUGGAUCUCAUCAUUUCAAAAGAGAACAUAAUAUUAGUGGAGGCAUGAUUUAUUCAAGUGUUUUGGGAAUGGCUGCUUAUUGGUGAAUUUAUCAAACUGGCUGAAAUUUAACACUAAUUCAUAAGCUGUCACAUCGCUGCUUUUUCCCAAGGAACUAUAGCCUUAGAGUUUGUUGAAGGAAAAAUGCUUUAAGAUACCCCAAUGUUUUUUUUUCUCCCUGCAGAAUGAAAGCAUUCCAUCUAUGUGUAGAGUAACAGAAAGACUCCAGAGCACUCGCCUCAUGACUGGAAUUGUAUCUUUACAGAAAGGGAAUCACAUCUCAGAACUGAAGCUGCCUCAGAUCAUGAAGAAAAAGGCAAGCACACAUGAAGAACAUCAGAAGCACAAGACUAAGGGAGGAGAGACAGUUAUGGAGCACAUCACCAAGCAUCCGCUACAGAACAGGUGGGCCUUAUGGUUCUUCAAAAAUGACAAGAGCAAAACCUGGCAAAAUAACUUGCGGCUUGUUACCAAGUUUGAUACUGUGGAAGACUUCUGGGCGCUAUAUAGUCAUAUCCAACUAGCUAGCAAGCUGACGUCUGGCUGUGACUAUUCUCUUUUCAAAGAUGGUAUUGAACCCAUGUGGGAAGAUAACUGGAACAAGCACGGUGGUCGUUGGCUUAUCACAUUGGCCAAGCAGCAGCGGCAUACAGAACUUGACCGUUUCUGGUUAGAGACUUUGCUGUGCUUGAUUGGAGAGAUGUUCUGUGACUACAGUGAUGAUGUCUGUGGGGCAGUCAUCAAUAUUCGUGCCAAAGGGGAUAAAAUUGCCAUUUGGACCCGGGAGGCAGAGAACCGGGAUGGAGUAAUUCAUAUUGGGCGUGUGUAUAAGGAACACCUGGGCCUCUCUUCAAAAAUGGUAAUUGGUUAUCAGGCUCAUGCAGACACAGCUACCAAGAGUGGCUCCCUUAUGAAGAACAGAUUUGUUGUGUGAGCUCACUGGGCUUGAACUCAACCCUUGGCAGGAUGGCUAAAGAUGAGCUGCAUGAAGAUUUAGCAUGUAACUACUCUUCCCAUUAAAAUGUAACCAAGCAUUCUGGA
Molecule: messenger RNA, 1329 nt
Organism: Crotalus tigris (Tiger rattlesnake)
Lineage: Eukaryota; Metazoa; Chordata; Lepidosauria; Squamata; Viperidae
Gene: EIF4E1B
Product: eukaryotic translation initiation factor 4E family member 1B
Exons: 7
Coding region: 491-1222 (243 amino acids)
Biological process (GO): translational initiation
Cellular component (GO): cytoplasm; eukaryotic translation initiation factor 4F complex
Molecular function (GO): translation initiation factor activity; RNA 7-methylguanosine cap binding
Source: RefSeq, a predicted model, not a curated record